AUGAGGACAAAAGUUCCCAAAAACUUCAAAAGCCCUGACAUGGAUCUGUAUGAUGGGACGACCAAUUCAAAACACCACCUUAGCAACUUCAAAAGCCGGAUGUACUUAAUGGAUGCUUCGGACGCAACACGCUGCAAGGUAUUCCCGACGACUUUAACAAAAGCGGCGAUGAAGCGAUUCGAUAGUCUCCCUCCUAGGUCGGUAACCAGCUUUGAUGACCUCUCACAUAAGUUCCUUACCUAUUUUUCAAUUCAGAAAGAUAAGGUCAAGCAUGCACCUAGCAUGCUAGGAGUAAAACAGGAAGUCGGGGAGCCUUUGAGAGAUUACAUGGAAAGAUUCAAUAAGGCAUGCUUGGAAAUACAAGAUCUGCCCAUUGAGGCAGUGAUCAUAGGCCUAGUAAAUGGACUCCGAGAACGACCCUUCUCUCAGUCCAUCUUAAAAAGGCACCCGACCUCUUUGACUGUACAAACACUCUAUCACAAGCUGUACAAACACUCUAUCAAUGACUGUUACGACCUAAAAAAUGUGAUAGAAAAGCUGGCCAGAGAAGGUCAGCUUGACAGGUAUCUCAUGGAAAGAUUGGACAAUCACGGAAAGAGGAAAAUAGAUGAUGAAGAGCGAAGAGAUCGACCGCCGUAG
Arachis stenosperma is the source of this 639-nucleotide messenger RNA. RefSeq lists its product as uncharacterized. The transcript has a single exon. Lineage: Eukaryota; Viridiplantae; Streptophyta; Magnoliopsida; Fabales; Fabaceae. The coding region runs from base 1 to 639 and encodes 212 amino acids. The record is from RefSeq and is a predicted model, not a curated record.